Molecule: messenger RNA, 3723 nt
Organism: Anopheles merus
Lineage: Eukaryota; Metazoa; Arthropoda; Insecta; Diptera; Culicidae
Product: DNA repair protein complementing XP-C cells homolog
Exons: 3
Coding region: 162-3371 (1069 amino acids)
Biological process (GO): mismatch repair; nucleotide-excision repair
Cellular component (GO): XPC complex; nucleotide-excision repair factor 2 complex; cytoplasm
Molecular function (GO): single-stranded DNA binding; damaged DNA binding
Source: RefSeq, a predicted model, not a curated record
UGUUUACAAUUCGCAGUUCCCACUAAUCUCCGGCGAGCAAACGAUGUAGCGUAGGGAGGAGAAAUAAAUUAUUAAUCAUUUAAUGUGUUUCAUGCAUAAAUCUAGUUUCACGAUAGUAAUAAAACUGCACAUAUCUUGCCGUUCGAAGUUGUGAAUGUACAAUGGAAGCUGAAAACGUGAAGCAUGAGGCAGAAAACGAGCAGGAUGCCGACGAUGAUGAAGGUGAUGAAGCAUCUCAUGCUUCCUCCGUUGGCGAUUUUUCCGCCAGCGAAGAUGAAUGGACACCGGCAAAGGAAGAGCAAACCAAGGUUGCGGAAAAAAGUGCACCGAAAAGAAAAUCGAAAGCCCAGCCGGCUAAAAACCCCAUUGUGCCGGCCCGUGUGUCGCGAAGGAUAGCCGCCAAGAGGGGUAUCGUUUUGCCGGAAGAGCCAGAAACUGCCGAACUGCCGGCCAAUGCCCAAUCCAUUCUAGCGCCAAGCUCCAGCGAGGAUGAAUCGGCUAGCGAGGAGGAAAAGAAAGCGCCUAAAAGAGCGAAAAGGAAACCAGUCCGUAGAAAGGGGAAACCACCCGCACGCCAGCAAUCACCUUCCGCUGACGAUGAACCGAUUAAGCUGACCACAUUCACGGUGGAGCAGCUGUAUCGUAAAUAUCGUCCAGAUUUGGCACAUCCCGAGCGGCCGAGCACUUCGAAGGCACUCGCCGCUCCUCCGAACAAGCGCACAAAACCCAACUCAGCGGCCGGCGAUGGUACGGGCGAUGAGUCUGAGAGCAGUGGCGAUGAUUAUUUGGUCGAUCCGAGCGAGUUGGAUUUGAAUUCGGACUUUUUUCGACCAUCCGAGCAGGAGAAGGAACAGCGUCAUGCGGUCAAUCUUUACUUCGACUGUAAUGCGGGUGUCGAGCUGACCGAUUCCGAGGAAGAGGAAGAUGCAAGCGACCGGAUCGUCGGGGGAGAAUCAAGCACAACGGCUGUAGACAAUGAGAGGAAACUAGCCGAUGUAGAGUUGGGCAAAAAGCUUAUUCAGCAAAUCAAUCAAUCCAGCGAAGCGUACGUCCAAAUGGUCCGGCUAGCGGAAGCGGCAACGGCACGGAACGUGCCACCGAGGGGCGGCAAUGAUCCGGGUGCAGGGUCAUCGAAGGUGGGCAAGGGCAAAGAAGCUACCGCGGAAUCCCGUCAGCAAGAAGAUAUCGAUCGGCUGCUGGUCGCGGGCGAGAAGUUGCCCGGUCGUGAGGGAAAAGGUCUUACCGCCGGUUUUGGUAGAACCGAUUUUGUGAAGGUAGCACCGUUCAAACCGGCGGCCAAGGCGGACACGCCAAAGGAGAUCGAAAUUACGCUCAAACUCGGCCCGGAAGGGGACGGUAAGGGUGGCUCGCAGAAACGCACCUUUGACGUGCUGACCGCGCUGAAACGGUUCAUGAACCGCGAGAAACGCACCAGCCAGAUAAACGUCCACAAGGUGGCACUGCUCUGCUGGAUCGGCCACGGCACGUACGUGAACAAUGUGCUGCGCAAACCGUCGCUGAUGCGCUUCGCCCUGAAGAAGCUGCUGCCGGGCGUGAUGGGCCAGACGAGCACGGCCAACCGUCCGAAUGGGUUGACCAAUGUGCGGUACUUCCAGGAGCUGACGCGCUACUACCGGCGCACCGUCACGCUCAAGGACGAUACGAUGUUUUACCGCCAGCGGCAGCAUCCGGCCCUUGGGAAGUUUCUUAUAUUCGCGAUCGCGAAAAAGGCCACCUACUGCCGGCGGGACUACAUACUGCUGUUUGUGCUGAUGCUUCGGAUAGUGGGCGUCCAUGCGCGGCUAAUCAUUGCACCGCCCGUUCCCCCGAAACACGUCCCAUCCGAUCAGCUGUACAAGAUGAACCCGAAAACACCGCAGGAGAUGGCGAUGGAGCGGAAGCUGCUGGAAGACUUCCGGCAGGCACCGCGCGACAGCAUGGUGUACGUGGCGAAACAGAAGCUGCGUGCGCUGAUCGCCAAGCAGAAGGAUUCCACCGGCAAGGGCGUUAAGCGGAGGGCGGCUGGUGGUGCUGGUGGUGGAUUUUCCAUACCGCAGCUCGAUGGUGGUGCGGAUGAGCCGUCACUGUUGGCACGGGACAAGAAGCAAAAGCUCAAGCUUAUGAAGGGUUCCUUUUUGAGGGUAGAAAACAAUCGGAAACCGGCGCUGCCGGUGGAAGGGGACGAUGAAGAGGAACAGAGUGCUGUGCCGGAUGAGGUGCAGCAAAGGCGGCAGCGCAUAUUGGCCGCGUAUCGGGCACGGGCCGCACGGCUUGCCAGCAAGAAGGAAAAAGACGCCAAACGAAAGGGUGACGAUGGUAAGAAGAAGGCGAAUGGAAAGGUGGGCUGUGGAGUGGACUACUGGGUGGAGGUGUUUUGUGAGCACGAGGACAAAUGGAUCACGAUCGAUGUGCUUAAAGGGAGCGUUUAUAAUCUCGAGGAUAUUGUGAAACAAGCAACGCAACCAAUCGCGUACGUCCUGGCCUGGAACAAUGAUGGCACGAUCAAGGAUGUUUCACCCCGUUACAUCUCCCGGCUCGGUAGCAAGAAGAGUAAACUGCGCGUCGAAGACGCCUGGCUAGAGAAAGCGCUCCGACCGUACCGUGGCAAGCGCACCAAGCGGGAUCUGAUCGAAGACGUCAAGUUCGAUCGAUUGCUCAACAAGCGGCCCUUCCCGGAGCAGAUCGGCGAGUACAAAAACCAUCCCAAGUACGCAAUCGAGCGUUAUCUGCUGCGCAACGAAGCAAUCUACCCGCGGGAUGCGCCCAUCCUUGGUCACAUACGCGACGAACCGAUCUAUCUGCGGGACUGCGUGAACACGCUCCAUUCGCGGGAGUCAUGGUUACGGCAGGCGAAAACGGUCCGCCUGCACGAGGAACCGUACAAGGUGGUAAAGGCGAAGGCAAAGUACGACCGCUUUACCGGGGCAGCCAUUACCGGGCAGACGGUGGAACUGUUCGGUGAGUGGCAGGUACAGGACUACGUACCCCCGGUCGCAAAGGAUGGGCUGGUGCCACGCAGCGCGUACGGCAAUGUGGACCUGUUUCAGCCGUGCAUGCUACCGAAGGGUACGGUGCAUUUGCAGCUGCCCGGGCUGAAUCGAAUCUGUCGCCGGAUGCGGAUCGACUGUGCGCAGGCCAUCACUGGGUUCGAGUACCGGAACGGAGGAUGCCAGGCCGUGUACGAUGGGUUCGUGGUGUGCGAAGAGUUUCGCGACCGGCUACUGGACGAAUGGUACGCGGAGCAGGUCGAGCUGCAGGAGAAGGAGGACGAACGGCGCCGGAAGCGUAUCUAUGGGAACUGGCGACGGUUGAUCAUGGGGCUGUGCAUACGGAAGAAGCUGAAGGAUCGGUACAAUUUCGAUAACAUGUGAAAAAUUGUGAACUAGGAGAUGCUUUCGAUUCGAGGAAAACCGUUUGAAAUAUUUCACUCCGGUUCUCGGGGUGUAAAAUACUUCUGUGCAAGCAUUUUACAACUUGCAUGCAAAGAACAGUUUGAACAGAGAGCAGGGUUGAACAGUUGGCGACUAACACUCUCGUGAGGACAUUCAAAAGAAAAUUCGUUGUUCAUUGCAAAUGUUUUAAAUCCUAGGACUGCCGACACGAACAUCGCAUAUAUGUGACGUACCUUUAUUUGUUUAAUGCUACGCAUUUCUAGCGUACUAGGUAAGAUAUUAGUGUAAUUUAUUCCCCACCAAUAAAGAUAUUAACUCCAAGCAUAGAGGA